AUGUGUUGUAAACAUGAUGCAACGUCUUCUGCCUUGGAGCAGCGACUCGGUCUUGAAUCGCUUCAGAGGUCUCAUCUUAACCAAUAUGUUUGUACAGCUUGGAGAGUGCAUUUGAAAGUUGAUUUAUGUCAGUUAUGGCUUACAACGAGGCACUCAGAAAAAGUUAAUAUGUUGCACUUACCCCAAGUGCCAAUCGCGGACGGAAUUUCCCUCGCCGCCUCUUCGAGCUGA
Messenger RNA from Plasmopara halstedii, 231 nucleotides. RefSeq lists its product as uncharacterized. NCBI's taxonomy places the organism in Eukaryota, Oomycota, Peronosporomycetes, Peronosporales, Peronosporaceae. The record is from RefSeq and is a predicted model, not a curated record. The transcript is spliced from 2 exons. Bases 1 to 231 code for a protein of 76 amino acids.